This is a messenger RNA of Cladocopium goreaui, 1998 nucleotides long. NCBI's taxonomy places the organism in Eukaryota, Dinophyceae, Suessiales, Symbiodiniaceae. The record is from the annotation of a GenBank genome assembly.
AUGUUGAUGCGCGACCACUUGGCCGUGUACCUGUUCAACCACCUCUACCUGAGCAACAACAACAGCCACGGCCACAGUCAUCAAGUUCUCCGGGCCCUCUGCAACAAGGAGCUCAACCACGACAACAAGGACGCUGAGUUGCCACCGGUCCCUGAGGACCCUGAGUUUGACCUUGAGGACGCCCUUGAUAAUGCAGACCCUGAGAACCAGCAGCCACUGACACCAAGGCCGCCACAGCAACCACAAGUUGCUGUUACUGGGCACCAUCGCCAACAAACAGGCGAAGAACCAGAACCUCAACCUCAACAUCCACAAACGCCAAGACCUGGACCAGUACGACAACGGCCUCAACGGCAACAACAAUCCCUCCAGGCAGCCAUGCGACAGCCAGAUCGACUUGAUGGCCAUCCUCCUGGCAUGAUACGACCUCAAAGAGACCUACGAUCCGAUGGCCCGUAUCUUGCUGAAGCUGACCCCUGGGAGGAUUUUUGCCCAGGUUUGGAAUCCUCCAUCCGACGACUUCGCCUCGAUGGACUUAGAGGCUCGGAUGAUGAGGAGGACUCCACUGACGAGAUGUCCAAGAUUCAGUCCGAGCACAUCCAUGGAUUUGCCUUCAUGACCGGCAAGGCCGUGAAGUCAGAGAUCAACCUCUUUCACCUCAAGACCCAGAAGUUUCAAGCAGUGGAGGAGUUGUCAGAAGAUGCCAUAAAGCAGCUUCCUGCAGACACCAAGAUCAUAGGAACCCGCUGGGUCCACACUGACAAGAAUAGCAAGCCUCGCCUGAUUGUGAAGCACAUGGCCCGCAAGACUGGCAAGACCCUUGAGCAGCUUGAGAAGGAGUAUCCCUUCGAGGCAAAGUCACGCCUUGUGGUUCAAGGAUGCCAAGAGGAUGACAACAACAUCCGCUCCGAUUCUCCUACCUGCUCUUUGCUGGCCUUCAACCUUGUCUGUACCAUUGCCACCAUCAUGCAAUGGAUAAUUGGUGCCUAUGAUGCCUCAACUGCAUACCUUCAGAGCAGUGGAAUUUCCAGACUGCUCAUUCUUCGAGCUCCGCGACCACCUCCACCAGGAGUUCAACCCGGAACACUAUUCCGUGCACGUGGCAGUAUUUACGGCACCAAGGAUGCCGGGCGAAGUUGGUGGAUCAAACUGUUACAUGAUGCCAAAGACUGCGGUUGGAUUUUGUCACAGAUUGAACUGGCACUUUUCUACCUCUUCGACGAGGGCAGUCUUGUGGGCAUCAUGGCCAGUCAUGUUGAUGAUCUCAUCACUUGUGGCACCGGCCAGAAGUAUCAUGAUAGCCUGCAGGAAUUGACCAAGCGACUUCACUUGAAGGAGAAGGAGAAGAGCAUCUCCAUUGAGCAGAUCGACGCCAUUGAAGGCCUCGAGUACCAGAUCAUUGACAAGCACCGCAGGAAAUUCCCAAACCUUCCUCUUACAGAAUCUGAAAAGAGUGACUUUCGCAGGAUUGGUGCAAUGGGCUGGAUAGCCAGACAAACCCGACCAGAUGUGAUGGUCAAUGUGAGUAUCGCCUCUCAGUCUAUGGGACAUCCAUGUGUCCGAGACGUCAUUGAGCUCAACAAAGCAGUUAAGAUGUUGAAAGAGAGUGCUGACUUCAAAUGGUGCUUCAGACCUUCAGCCAUCACACUUGAGAACUGUGUGGUCUUCGUUUGUGCGGACUCCAGCUUCGCCAACACUGAAGGGCUGAAGUCUCAGUGCGGCUACAUUGUUGGCCCGAGUGCUGGUUGGCCAGGUGACUUCUCAUGGAUAGGACUCUAUGUUUGGUUCAGGCUGAGAAAGCUAACUAAGGCUCAGAAGGGUCAGCAGCAGGCAGGAUGGCAAAGUUCAGGGGGCGGGACCAAGGCUGGGAGACAAGAGGACCUGUUGCCCUUUGUGUUGGCCUUUGUGUUGGCUUUUCAGGUCCGCUUUUCUUUAGCCGCUUUGGCUGAAACGCAAAACGUGGAGGACCACGUUUGCAAGCAGGACGACAAAGGCUAG